Molecule: messenger RNA, 1254 nt
Organism: Ziziphus jujuba (common jujube)
Lineage: Eukaryota; Viridiplantae; Streptophyta; Magnoliopsida; Rosales; Rhamnaceae
Exons: 2
Coding region: 31-993 (320 amino acids)
Source: RefSeq, a predicted model, not a curated record
GCAAAAUACAUAAUCCAAUUUAUUAAACGCAUGAAAAUAAAUAUCAGUGUCUUUUUCUUUCUUAUCCAACAGAUAAAAUUUUCAUCUGAGAGACCUAUUUUGCAUCGAUUUUCUUCCGUUUUGGUUGGGAAGAAAAUUAUGGAGGAAAAGAUGACAAAGAUCAUGAGGAAAUCAAUCUUCAUCUUCCUCAAGUAUUUUCACUACUUCUCCACCACAACAGUGCUUCUUUUGCUUCCCUUCUCAGCCUUAGUUCUCAUAAGCUGUCAAGCCCUUUCCUAUUCAAAUUCAUCCCCUUUUCCCAACACCCAUGCUGCAGGAUUUCCUGCCUUCUCCAAAUUUGUUCUGCUUUUUCUCAAUAAGAGCUUCUAUCAAACUUUCUUCUCCUCAAUUUUGAUAAUUCCAUUUUCUCUCUCCUCGUUUCUGAUCGCAAAAGCUUCUAUAAUCCAAGUUCUAAAAACCCACCAUGAACCAUCUCUUCCAACCUUUUCCUCCUGCUUCUCAAUCUACAAGCCUCUCCUCCUAACCCACCUCUGCAACAUGCUUUUCAGCAUCACUGCCAACAUAGUUGCAAUUUUUAUCCUCUUUAUAGCUUCUGGGUUCUUACAUGGUAUCCUUCAACUACUAACCAGAACUGUUCUCUAUGCCUUUCUGACCCAAACCAUUGUUCUCUGCAACUUAGCUUUGGUUGUGUCAGGGAUGGAGAAUUGCACUAGCUAUCGAGCAAUAUAUAAUGCUUCUAUACUAAGAAGAGGAACAAAUUCGAUGGCUUUGUUUCUGGCUCUCCCUACCCAUUUGGCUCUUGCUUCAAUAGAGGCCUUGUUCUGCUACAGGGUGAUAAAAGAUUAUGAUGACCGUGGUGGGAGACCAAGUUUUGGCUGCACAUCUAAUUCUUUUACAGAUGAAACCAAUGGGCUUUGUGAUCGGAUUAAGCUUGCCAAAGAGGAGGACAGUUGCCAUUCUUCUGCAAACUUGAGAAUUUUGAUAUUUCCAUGAAUCGAUUUUAAGCUUAUAAGCUAUCAAGUCGAUCUCUAUCCAAAUUGUACAUACAGAUCAAUAUUUACACGAAUACAAGUCAGAUAGAGCUGAUAAUAUAGUAGUGGAACUGAGUUUUCUUCUUUCUUUUUUUAAGAGCUGAUAAUAUAGUGGUGAAACCGAGUUUUCUUCUUUCUUGCAUACAUAGGCAGGUCUCUAAGUGCAUUUUCCUUUGUAUAAUAUUAAAAGGAAAAUAUUCCGGCCAAGUACUUUUAAUUCGCA